Knipowitschia caucasica is the source of this 3474-nucleotide messenger RNA. NCBI's taxonomy places the organism in Eukaryota, Metazoa, Chordata, Actinopteri, Gobiiformes, Gobiidae. The record is from the annotation of a GenBank genome assembly.
AUGACGGUACACCCGUCCGCAGUCACUCUCCCCUCUCAUCACAACGGACCAGCUCUAGGUGUUCAGCAGCCCUCUCUCCUGGGAGCCUCUCCUUCAAUGUACUCACAGCAGUCUGCUCUGGCGGCAGCAUCACUAAACACUCAGUCUGCAGCCAACUACCAGCUGUCUCAGCAGACUGCAGCUCUGCAGCAGCAGGCUGCGGCUGCAGCAGCAGCAGCUCUUCAGCAGUCGCAGAUCAAUUCAGCCCUACAACAGUAUCAGCAGCAGCCUCAGCCACAACAACCCCCUCCGCAGCAGCUCUACAAUGUUCCACAUCAGCUUCCCCAACCCCAGCAAGCACUUAUGUCUCAGCCUCCUGUUCCCUUGCAAACGAGCAUGAGCCUUUCCAACCCGCAGCAGACUGCUCAGAUAACAGUUUCCUAUCCAACACCACGCUCUAGUCAUCAGCAACAGGCACAGCCCCAGAAGCAGCGGGUUUUCACUGGGGUGGUCAACAAACUGCACGAUACAUUUGGUUUUGUGGAUGAAGAUGUAUUCUUUCAGCUGAGUGCUGUAAAGGGGAAAACGCCACAAGUGGGCGACAGGGUCCUUGUUGAAGCAGUAUACAACCCAAACAUGCCCUUCAAGUGGAAUGCCCAGCGCAUCCAGACCCUACCUCAGCUUGGUAACCAGACGGGUCAAGCUCCAAAUAUGAUGAAGUCUGGCCCACCCAUGCUGCAGUCUAUGCCUCCUGUUCCAGUCCCACCGCCCCCUCCCUCACUCCUGCAGGCUCAGCUCUCUGCUGCCUCUUUGGCUCCACUCCUUCAGAACCCUCCUCAGCCUCUGCUACCACAGCCCCCGCCAAAAGAUGUGUUUAGCAGUGGCCUGCUUCAGCCACCUGUGAGAAUGAUGGCACAGCCACAGCCAGUAAGGAGGAUAGAGCCGCCUCCUCGCUUCACCAACCGUAAUGAUCGAGGACCUGAGCUCAUCCUGCGCCCCAAGGAGGAGCGCAGGGAGCGCGAGCGGCGAAGGUCACGAGAACGUUCACAGACACGUAAACGCUCUAGAGACCGCUCCCCCAGAAGAGAACGUUCACCACGGCGGCCGCGCAAGGCAGCACCCCGCUACACUGUGCAGUUCUCAAAGUUCAGCUUGGAUGGCACAAGCUGUGACAUGAUGGAACUACGCAGGCGUUACCAGAGCCUUUACAUCCCCAGUGACUUCUUUGACGCAGCCUUCACUUGGGUGGACGCUUUCCCUUUGGCCAGACCUUUUCAGCUAAGCAACACAUGCAACUUUCACAUCCUUCACAAAGAGGUUGAUCCUUUGGCCAAGAACACAGCUGUUUUGGACCCACCUGAUGCAAAUCACAACUUCAGUGCUAAGGUAAUGCUACUGGCUACCCCCAGUAUUGAGGAACUCUAUCACAAGUCCUGUGCUUUAGCAGAGGAUGCUCAGGAGAUCAGAGACUCUUUCCAGCAUCCUGCCAGACUUGUCAAGUUUUUGGUGGGCAUGAGAGGCAAAGAUGAGGCCAUGGCCAUAGGUGGUCACUGGUCUCCCUCUUUGGAUGGAGCUGACCCGGAGAAGGACCCCUCUGUGCUUAUAAAGACAGCCAUACGCUGUUGCAAGGCGCUCACAGGCAUAGAUCUUGGUCUGUGCACCCAGUGGUAUCGAUUUGCAGAGAUCCGUUAUCACCGGCCGGAGGAGACCCACAAGGGGCGGACUGUUCCCGCUCAUGUGGAGACAGUGGUUUUGUUUCUGCCGGAUGUUUGGCAUUGUCUUCCCACCCGCUCAGAGUGGGAUGUGCUGUCACGGCGACUCCGGGAGCAGCUGGCUGAGAAGCUGUCGGCCGAGCGCAAGGAGGCGGAUGGAGAACAGGAGGAAGACGACAAAGAUGACGGCGAGUCUAAGGAUGUCACUGUCCCCACACACUGGACCAAACUGGACCCCAAGUCCAUGAAGGUGAGCGAUCUACGGAAAGAGCUGGAUUGCCGCUCUUUAAGUUCCAAAGGCUUGAAGUCCCAGCUGAUCGCACGUCUCACGAAGCAGCUGAAGGUUGAGGAGCAGGUGGAGGAAUCCAAAGAGCCUGAAAUAGUAGAGCCCAUAAUUCCUCUGCUAGAGGAGCCUGUUUGCACUGAGGAAAAUAAAGAGGAAGAGGAGAAAAAAAAAAUGGAGGAGCUGGAGCGCCACCGCAGAGAGCGACGUUACGUCCUUCCAGAGGAGCCUACUAUCCUGGUGCACCCCAACUGGGCGGCCAAGAAUGGCAAGUUUGACUGCAGCGUCAUGUCUCUGAGCGUGCUGCUGGACUACAGACUAGAGGACAACAAGGAGCACUCCUUUGAGGUUUCACUCUUUGCUGAGCUUUUUAAUGAAAUGCUACAGCGAGACUUCGGAUUUAGAAUUUAUAAAGCUCUGGCUGCACUCCCCGCAAAAGAUGAAAAGAAGGAAAAGAAGGUAAAAAAUUCAGAAAAGAAAGAGGUUGAAAAACGUGAAAUCAAAAAGGAGAAAGAUGAUGAAGAACCGGUCACAAAGAAGGCCAAGGAGGAUGAAGAUAAACGCAAGCCUGUGGAAAAGGUGACGAAAAAGGAGGAUUCUAAAGAUGAAGAAGACAAUGAAGAGGAAGGCAGCACUGCUAACGCCGAAGAGUAUGACCCUCUAGAGGCCGAGGAGGCUGAGGACGAUGAUGAAGACGAUGAAGUGGAUUCUAAUGGCCGGGAUAAGAAGGAACAAAAGGAUGACCGCAAGUCCUCCAAAGAGCGUUGCUCUAAAGACAAGGAGAAAAAACCGAUGAUGACUUAUAACCGAGAGCUGCUGAUGGCGUUUGUGUACUUUGACCAGUCUCACUGUGGCUACCUGUUGGAGCGGGACCUGGAGGAAAUCCUGUACACGUUAGGACUGCACCUCUCCAGAGCUCAGGUAAAAAAGCUGCUGAACAAACCUGUAGUGCGAGAGUCCUGCUACUACCGCAAACUCACAGACAAAGGAAAGGAUGAUCCUUCUCCAUCGUCCUCAGACGUGCACGUGGAAAACCUGCUCGGUAACAAGGCGCUGCUUCCUGCUCUCAUGGCCCGGCCUCAGGCUGAGAGCAGUGAGUCUGGAGGUCUGAUUGUGUACAAUGGGGCCAUGGUAGAUGUGGGCAGCAUGAUGCAAAAACUGGAGAAAAGCGAUAAGGCGCGAGACGAUAUCGAACAGAAACUCUUUUUUCAGGACAACAAAAUGGAGAAGGAUGUCAAAGUGAUAACACAGUUGGAGCAGGCUAACAAAGCCUUGUCCAAAGAGCUGGAGGAGGUGAAGGACUCGCUGAGCCAAGCUAAAGAUGCUCUGAAGUCUUCCGAGGAACAGAAGCGGGUGUAUCACACUCACAUGAGCAAAACCUCCACCACCCUGCUCUCCACAGCGAAGGAGCUGCUGACCGUGCUCAAGAAGGAUCAGGACCUGGAGGAGGCUGACAAACUGUCAACUGAGCUUCAAAACGGCUCCAAACACGAAAGCUAA